Dendronephthya gigantea is the source of this 1311-nucleotide messenger RNA. RefSeq names its product fibrillin-2-like. The annotation marks the transcript as partial. Gene Ontology annotation, molecular function: calcium ion binding. NCBI's taxonomy places the organism in Eukaryota, Metazoa, Cnidaria, Anthozoa, Malacalcyonacea, Nephtheidae. The record is from RefSeq and is a predicted model, not a curated record. The transcript is spliced from 13 exons.
AUGAACAAAACAAAAAUGAAAAAUGGGCGAUGGUUUUUUUACGAAGACCGUUUGGUAACAGAAGAUGUCGAUGAGUGUCGCAAAGGUACACACCAAUGUAACACAAAGGCAAAUUGUAGCAACACACCAGGUUCAUAUAACUGCCAGUGUCAAAUUGGUUACGAAGGAAAUGGAAAGAAAUGCAACGGGCAACUUAAGGCAAUUUUCAUAAUCAAUCAUUCCGAUCAUCAGUCCAUAUUGAAGAAAUAUGUAAGAUAUUCAAACAAAAAACGGAACAAAAGCAGUCCGAAAAACCUGAGCAUGGCAGAUUCAGAUGUCGACGAAUGUGAAAAAGGAACGCACAAAUGUGACAAAAAUGCAAAAUGCACCAACACUCCAGGCUCAUUCAACUGUCAGUGUCUGUCAAACCUGGUUACACAGGAGAAGGACGGAUAUGCGAAGAUGUCGACGAAUGUGAAAAAGGAACGCACAAAUGUGACAAAAAUGCAAAAUGCUUCAACACUCCAGGUUCAUUCAACUGCCAGUGUCAACCUGGUUACACAGGAGAAGGACGAAAAUGCGAAGGUUCUGUCGGAUUACUUUUACGAUAAUUAUCUCGCAACAUUAACUAAGCCAUUAUUAGUAUCGUUCUCAACAUUGGAUAGGGAUCCAUGUGGUUACAAUGCAAACUGUACAAACACGAAUGGUUCGUACAUUUGUGAAUGUCGGACUGGAUAUGAAGGAAAUGGAACAAAUUGCACAGACAUCGACGAAUGUGAAAAAGGAACGCACAAAUGUGACAAAAAUGCAAAAUGCACCAACACUCCAGGCUCAUUCAACUGUCAGUGUCAACCUGGUCACACAGGAGAAGGACGGAUAUGCGAAGAUGUCGACGAAUGUGAAAAAAGAUCGCACAAAUGUGACAAAAAUGCAAAAUGCACCAACACUCGGGGCUCAUUCAACUGUCAGUGUCAACCUGGUUACACAGGAGAAGGACGGAUAUGCGAAGAUGUCGACGAAUGUGAAAAAAGAUCGCACAAAUGUGACAAAAAUGCAAAAUGCACCAACACUCCAGGCUCAUUCAACUGUCAGUGUCAACCUGGUUACAUAGGAGAAGGACGGAUAUGCGAAGAUGUCGACGAAUGUGAAAAAGAUCGCACAAAUGUGACAAAAAUGCAAAAUGCACCAACACUCCAGGCUCAUUCAACUAUGUCAACGAAUGUGAAAAAGGAACGCACAAAUGUGACAAAAAUGCAAAAUGCUUCAACACUCCAGGUUCAUUCAACUGCCAGUGUCAACCUGGUUACACAGGAGAAGGACGAAAAUGCGAAG